This is a messenger RNA of Ailuropoda melanoleuca (giant panda), 776 nucleotides long. RefSeq names its product ribosomal protein S7 (gene RPS7). Gene Ontology annotation, biological process: rRNA processing; ribosomal small subunit biogenesis; translation. NCBI's taxonomy places the organism in Eukaryota, Metazoa, Chordata, Mammalia, Carnivora, Ursidae. Gene Ontology annotation, cellular component: cytosolic small ribosomal subunit; ribosome; 90S preribosome. The transcript has 7 exons. Gene Ontology annotation, molecular function: structural constituent of ribosome. The coding region runs from base 161 to 745 and encodes 194 amino acids. The record is from RefSeq and is a predicted model, not a curated record.
UUCUUCCUGGGACUCUCUAGGCUUCGAUCGCUUUUCAGUGGUUCUUCCGGUUUCUCUACUCGUACUGUUCCCGCCUCUUCCUUUUCGCCGUUGGGAUUUGAGGAUCUCUCGCGAGACUUAGGCCUCUUCCUAGGCCGGCGCUCUCACCGAGGAGAAGGCCAUGUUCAGUUCGAGCGCGAAGAUCGUGAAGCCCAAUGGCGAGAAGCCGGACGAGUUCGAGUCCGGCAUCUCCCAGGCUCUCCUUGAGUUGGAGAUGAACUCCGACCUCAAAGCCCAGUUAAGGGAGCUGAAUAUCACGGCAGCCAAGGAAAUUGAAGUUGGCGGUGGUCGGAAAGCUAUUAUCAUCUUCGUUCCCGUUCCUCAACUGAAAUCUUUCCAGAAAAUCCAAGUCCGGCUAGUCCGUGAAUUGGAGAAAAAGUUCAGUGGGAAGCACGUUGUCUUUAUUGCUCAGAGGAGAAUUCUGCCUAAGCCAACUCGAAAAAGCCGUACAAAAAAUAAGCAGAAGCGUCCCAGGAGCCGCACAUUGACAGCCGUGCAUGACGCGAUCCUGGAGGACUUGGUUUUCCCAAGUGAAAUUGUGGGCAAGAGAAUCCGUGUGAAACUGGAUGGCAGCCGGCUCAUAAAGGUUCAUUUGGAUAAAGCACAGCAGAACAACGUGGAGCACAAGGUUGAAACUUUUUCUGGGGUCUAUAAGAAGCUCACAGGCAAGGAUGUUAACUUUGAGUUCCCCGAGUUUCAGUUGUAAACAAAAAUGAUUAAAUAAAACUUUCACAGUA